AUGGAGCGCGACAAGGUUGAACAGCUCAAGGCUUUCGUCACUCUCUUAAAGUCCAAACCUGAUACGAUACACUUGCCCGACCUCGGUGCCAGUCUUAGCCGCCCGGCCAAUGGUACCGGCGACAAACAGGCGAAUUUUGACAUGCCAACUGAGUUGGAAUCAGAAUCCGAAGAAUCUGAUCUCGUUGAGCAGCCGAUGGGUGAUCCCCUCCUUGAGGUCACUGAAGAAAUGGAAGAUGAAUCAGAUUCAAAACGAAUGGAAGGCCAAAUGAAAUUGUCAGAGGGUGACAUACAGGGUGCAAUUGAUAUCUUCACUGAAGCUAUUCUUAAGAACCCAUUGUCAGCGUUGCUUCACACUCGUCGAGGCCACCCCGAGCAGCUCUUAAGGAUUGUGAAAAAGCUGUCGAACUUAAUGCCGACUCCGCUGCAGCCUAUAAAGUCCGAGGAUUUGCUCACAAGUAAUCGAGUCCCUUGUAUAUACUUUAGGAUGCUUGGCUCUUGGGAGGAUGCAUACAACGAUCUUCAGCUUUCCCUCAAGCUUGACUAUUCAGAGGAUGCGUAUGAGGCCAUAAAGUUGCUAGAACCGAAGCACAAACUCAUUAUAGAACACAAGAGAAAGUAUGAAAGAAAGCGGGAAGAUAAACUUGACAAACAGCGUCGUGAACGUGCAAGAAAGGCCCGAGAAGCUGCUGAACAAGCUUACAAGGAUAAUGAUUCAGGCCCAUCAUGCCCCGAUAAUGCCGAAGAUAUUUUCAGCGACCCGGAGCUCACUGCCUCCCUCCAGGAUCCUGAGGUGAUGGCUGCCUUUGUUGACUUAAUGAAAAACCCUUCCUCAAUCUCAAAGUAUGCGUCGAACCCCAAAAUCAUGAAAAGCGUAACCAAGCUAAAGAAUUUUGGCGGCGGAAUGGGGGGAUUUCCUGGAAUGCCGGGAAUGGGCGUUAAGCCGGAAUCCAGGGCCCCCGGCCCUACUAGUGGAGUUCCAAGGUGCGAUGAUCUUGACUAG
Protopolystoma xenopodis is the source of this 1002-nucleotide messenger RNA. The record is from the annotation of a GenBank genome assembly. Lineage: Eukaryota; Metazoa; Platyhelminthes; Monogenea; Polystomatidea; Polystomatidae.